UUUUUUCUCUUCAGGAUAUUUUUUGUUUGUUGGGUGGUGUUGAAGGAGCAAAAAUGGCGUCGAAUCUCGUGAAAGCUCUCAUCCGAUCGCAGAUUCUUCCAUCUUCGAGGAGGAACUUUAGUGUGGCGGCUGCGGCUACCACUCAUAUCGGCAUUCCAACAGACGAUUUAGUCGGAAACCACACGGCCAAAUGGAUGCAGGAUAGAAGCAAGAAGUCACCAAUGGAACUGAUCAAUGAGGUUCCACCUAUCAAGGUUGUUGGAAGGACUGCUGCUUGUGAAGGAGACACCAAUCCAGCACUCGGUCAUCCAAUUGAGUUCAUUUGCCUCGACCUACACGAGCCUGCCAUCUGCAAGUACUGUGGCCUUCGUUACGUUCAAGAUCAUCAUCACUAAACGCGACGUUUCCGCAAGUGGAAAAAACAUCUCUCGUCUCUCCCCACUUUUUUUUAUUGAAUUGUCAAGUUUGUGUAUCGCUCUCUAUGAUGCUCCGACAUCUUAAGAUAUCAUUUCUUAAUAAAGGAUUCGAUCACAUUAGUGCAAGUGCGGCUUUUUGUCACACCUGUCAGGUUGUAAACAUUCUAUAUUUAAAAACUCUUUCCAUGCCAAUGAGCUCAGCCAAGGCUUGGGGUUUUGCUAUAUAA
Molecule: messenger RNA, 643 nt
Organism: Raphanus sativus (radish)
Lineage: Eukaryota; Viridiplantae; Streptophyta; Magnoliopsida; Brassicales; Brassicaceae
Product: NADH dehydrogenase [ubiquinone] iron-sulfur protein 6, mitochondrial-like
Exons: 3
Coding region: 54-395 (113 amino acids)
Biological process (GO): mitochondrial electron transport, NADH to ubiquinone
Source: RefSeq, a predicted model, not a curated record